Actinia tenebrosa (Australian red waratah sea anemone) is the source of this 935-nucleotide messenger RNA. RefSeq lists its product as uncharacterized. The record is from RefSeq and is a predicted model, not a curated record. Gene Ontology annotation, biological process: neuron differentiation; central nervous system development; regulation of transcription by RNA polymerase II. Gene Ontology annotation, cellular component: nucleus. Lineage: Eukaryota; Metazoa; Cnidaria; Anthozoa; Actiniaria; Actiniidae. Gene Ontology annotation, molecular function: RNA polymerase II cis-regulatory region sequence-specific DNA binding; DNA-binding transcription factor activity, RNA polymerase II-specific.
CUAACAAUGUUUCUUUCUUGAAUUCAGUAGUGAAGGGGAUUAUAAAUUAGAAACUCAACAGGUUCUGCAUGCUCAAAUAGUCACUCCUCAAACUAGACUGUGUGAGUACAGAACAGAAGGUGAAAAAGAACCAAUAUGGACCAGAGAUUUUUUGCGCAAACUCCUUAUCAAAUACCGUUCUACAGCUAUGGAGCAGGUUUUGGAUGUUUGCAGAGAGCGGUUACAGACCCAGCAAAACAAACAAUGUCGAGUCAGUCUAAUAGAUCGACAUUUAGCAUCGAAUCUAUCCUUACGCGCGACUCUUGUACCAGAGAUACAGACCCAUCUGAGUCAACAUCGAUUAUCAACAACGAACGAUACUUCCGAGGACGAGGGUAUGUACACACAAGGUUUCAUCCAUACCUCAAUCUUCCUCGAACUAACUUGGGAGGACAAACCAACACCUUUGUGAAAGCAAGUACGAAAAAUGAAAAUAAAGAAAAAAGUGCUGAACAAAAUAGUUGGUGUCUCGACAAACCAAAGCGCAUGCGUACUAUCUUUACAGUGGAGCAACUUGAACGAAUGGAGAGGGAGUUUGACAGACAACAGUACAUGGUCGGUACGGACAGGUUUUUUUUGGCCAACGAACUUGGACUAACAGAAACACAAGUCAAAGUCUGGUUCCAAAACCGAAGAAUAAAGUGGAGAAAAAAUAACCUCGAAAAACAGCAUCUUCAGUUGAGCGGGACGGUGAAGACCAAUGAAAAUGCUUGGAAUGAGGACAUUAUUCAGUUUGAUUGACAGAUCAACUGCCCGCUGUAUGCGCAUGAGCAAAAUAAGCUAACACUAAAAUGACUUCCGAGAGAAACAAUCAGAGACCAUGAAAAUGUUAACCAUCCAAUCGUAAUGCUUUUGAAAACAGACAAAAAAAGUGAAAAAUUAUUAUUGCUCUAUAA